AGGAAGGGGGAGGAGCCUGUUCAGGUUUUCAGACUGUGGACUGGUUGUAAAGCUGUAAGCUCCAGACUGGUGUUAAACUGGUCUAGUUGUGGAUUUUAAAGCUGAACAAAGUGAAGGACUGAAGAGUUCGGGGUGGUGAAGUCUCCUCCUCCAGACCUCAGUGAGACGAUGUCUUCACCCUCCAGCAGCCUGAGAACAUGACUCCGAGGAGAAGGCCUCCAGCAGCCACCGUCUUCCUGGUUAUGGUGCUGAGUGUCUUCAGCACGGAUUCCCUCACCUGUCCUCCAGCCAAGUAUGAAGUGGACAACGAGUGCUGUCCCAUGUGUCCAGCAGGAACUCGAGUUAGGAUUGACUGUACAGCAUUCAGGAGCACUUCCUGUCUGCCUUGUGAGGAGGGAACCUUCACAGAAAAGCCCAACGGGCGAAGCAGAUGUUUUUCCUGCACCUCCUGUGAUCCAGGUUCUGGGCUGACAGUGAAGAAGUCCUGUUCAGGAACAUCAGACACAGUUUGUGAGCCGCUGGAAGGAUUUCUGUGUGUCGACUCUUCUGACAGAAACAGCUGUGCAGCAGUGAGGAAGCACCGCAGCUGUGAGCCGGGUCAAUACAUUCAUCAGAAAGGAACAGCCUCCUCAGACACCCAGUGCUCCCCCUGCAGUGACGGGACGUUUUCUGACGGGAACUCCACCACAUGUCAGCAGCACACACAAUGUGAAGAGCUGGGCCUGCUGCAGACAACAGCUGGAACCGCUUCAGCUGAUGCUCAGUGUGAGGAAGAAAACCUAUCUGGAACAGUUAAAGCUGUCAUUGUGGUUCUGGUGGUUCUGUUGGAAAUACUCGUAAUAGUUGGAGUUGUAAUGUUUUUCAAACUAAAGUAUAACUUCAAGAGGAACGGCAGACCGGAACAGGAGACUGAGAACUUCUUCCUGAAGACAAGCUGAACCUCCUCAGUGAGA
Salarias fasciatus (jewelled blenny) is the source of this 953-nucleotide messenger RNA. RefSeq names its product tumor necrosis factor receptor superfamily member 14-like. The coding region runs from base 198 to 938 and encodes 246 amino acids. The record is from RefSeq and is a predicted model, not a curated record. Gene Ontology annotation, molecular function: protein binding. Gene Ontology annotation, biological process: positive regulation of cytokine production involved in immune response; defense response to Gram-positive bacterium; defense response to Gram-negative bacterium. Gene Ontology annotation, cellular component: external side of plasma membrane. The transcript is spliced from 8 exons. NCBI's taxonomy places the organism in Eukaryota, Metazoa, Chordata, Actinopteri, Blenniiformes, Blenniidae.